Impatiens glandulifera is the source of this 899-nucleotide messenger RNA. RefSeq lists its product as uncharacterized. The coding region runs from base 16 to 840 and encodes 274 amino acids. The record is from RefSeq and is a predicted model, not a curated record. NCBI's taxonomy places the organism in Eukaryota, Viridiplantae, Streptophyta, Magnoliopsida, Ericales, Balsaminaceae. The transcript is spliced from 2 exons.
CAAAUUCAUUCAUUCAUGAUAAGGUUCCCUGUUUUGUGGGAGAAAAUCAUCUUCAAUUCUUCAUACACUUUGCCUUUGCUAACUGUUAUUCACUUUCUCAAUUCCAUCAGCAGAUCGAUGAUGGGUUGCCAAAUACACACGAUAUGCAGAAUUCCCUUAACUAAUAGUAGUAGUAGUAGUAAUAAUAGUAGUUGGCGCCCUUCAUUUUGUUCCCUUCAUCAUGUCAGAAAGAUCAAACAAUUCUCAGCAUCGAUCUCAUCUUCAACAAUCGAGAAUCCAACAAUAACCACCGACAUAAAAUUCCAGACAUUAGGAGCAUGCAAACUCGGCAUCUCCCGAUACCCCGAUUUCGAAUACAAUGCCCAAGGUGGGAAAGGUAUUGGGUCAGGUUCGAACAUCAUCGGAGGAAAGAUUUAUGUCAAGUUUGAUGAGAAAUCACUCUACAUUCCCCCAUUAACAAGUGCAACUACAAACUUCUUGGGUCUUCCAUUACCACCUUUUUUAAGAAUUGAUAUAGUUCCUCAACUCUUUCAAGGAAUAAUUGACCAAGAAUCAGGCAAGGUUGAGCUUGAAUUCAAGGCCAAGUUCUUGUUUUCGAUUGGAAGUAUUUAUAGGGCUAGACCAUUAAUAGUGGAGACUGUGUUAACAUCAGAGAAAUCUGAGGGGAAAAUGAGAAGUGGGGAAGGAGAGAAGCUUAAUGAAGAAGGGAAUUGCAGAUUGGUUGGAGUGGCUACUGUUAAACCAAUUGAUGAUGUUUUGCUUGACAACUUUCUUAGUCUUCCUACUGAAUGUUUAGCUGACCUCAAAGCAAACAUCAUUUUCUUAUCCUCCUCUUUGUGAUUUCACAUUUGUCUAUACAAUUUUUAAAGGAAGUGUAAUAAAUAUUUGGUUGAUAUUUA